Molecule: messenger RNA, 4668 nt
Organism: Chelonia mydas (Green sea turtle)
Lineage: Eukaryota; Metazoa; Chordata; Testudines; Cheloniidae
Gene: TCF15
Product: transcription factor 15
Exons: 2
Coding region: 3602-4153 (183 amino acids)
Biological process (GO): developmental process; regulation of transcription by RNA polymerase II
Molecular function (GO): RNA polymerase II transcription regulatory region sequence-specific DNA binding; protein dimerization activity; DNA-binding transcription factor activity, RNA polymerase II-specific
Source: RefSeq, a predicted model, not a curated record
AUAUUUCUGUUACUUGUUUUAGAAAAGCCUCAUCCACCUUCACUUCCUGAUCUGAUGGUCUGCAUUAGACCUCUACCAUGACGUCACCCCUGUUUUUCCCCUUUUAGCUUUACCCAGAGACUUUCAACUGGUCUGUCUCUCACUUCGUGGUGGAGCUCAGGACAAGUGUAUGCAUUCUUGAUGUAUUAUGCAGUGUCUGCUCACUUUUUACCCUGCCUGUCCUUCCUGAACAAGUUCUACCCCUCUAUGCCAAUAUCAGAGUCCUGAGAUUUAUCCCACCAAGUCAUAAUUUAGCUUCGGGGCACGUACUUCCUGUUUACUCCCCAUUUGUGUGUAGACACAGAAGAUGUUGAGCAGAUUCCCUGACUGAGUUCCCUCUUCUUGUUCCUAUGACCAGAUUGUACUUUUCCGUGUCCUCCCAACAUCUAGCUUUCCGUUCAAGUUGUCUUUUCUAUGUUUACCUAGGCCAGCCUUUGAACCUAGUUUAAAUCCCUCCUCCCACUUACACCACCCGUGCAGCUGUGUAUUCAUCUCCAGAAUGCCCAUGUCCCUGCCUGGGCCCUUAUCCUCCACCGGAAGGAUGGAUGAGAACAGAACCUGAGCCCCUGGCCCCUUCACCCUCAGUCCCAGAGCCUUGAAGUCACUGGUGAGCUGCUCAGGCUCAGACCUGGCAGUAUCAUUACUGCCCACAUGGAGGAGCAGCAUGGGGUAGUGCUCAGAGGCGCUUGGCAACCUCUAUGUGACGUCUCAGACACAGGCCCCAGGCAGGCCACACCCCUCCUGGGACAGCAUCUCAGGGUGACAGAGGGGGGCCUCCACGCUCCUCGGGAGGGAGACCCUUUCGUUCUAAAAUCACAGCCUGGAGUUUCCAGCUGAGAAAAUCAACCAACCAAAAAACAAAACUGGAGGCGGUUUCUGCAUCAUUUCAUUUGUUUCUCUAACCUGCUCCAGCCACGCUGCCCCUCUCGCUAACGGGAGGGCUGGAAAUCUGCCUGCUGCACAGGGACACUCUGCCCCAUUUAAGGGGGUCUGUACAUCGCACUUGCUUUGCUAAGGAGCCUUUGGUGUGGGAAUUCUUGAGUAAUCAGAGGGUUCUCCUUUAAUAAAUGCAACAGGCCACUUGUUGGUAUCAAGACCCGUCUGUGUAAAUACACGAUUCUCUCUGUUUGGGGAGCAGGUUCCCCCUCUGUUUGUUUAAGCUGCCUUCCCGCUUUGACCUGCAGAGCUCAUGGCACCCCAGGCCCUGGCGAUCUCCGCUCAGCCUCUGGCCUCUGAGGAAGGGAAGCACAGGAAGCCUUCUGCCUGCUUUAUUUGGCUGGCUUCCCCUCCUGCCUUCGCUCUCUGGGGCUCUGUGCUUGCAGGCGGAGGAUGAGAGGAGGGACACUGGGGUGGCGGUGGGAAAAGAGAAAGGGAGAGUGAGACAGGAGUGAAUAGCUCCGCCAAAGAGGAGCAGACAGGAAAGGAAAUCUCCCGGCAAUAAUUCAUUGGCUCAGGAAGCCAGUGAUGGGCAAACACUCCCUGUGUGUCUAAGGGGCUGUUCUGAUCUUUCAGAGCUGCAGCAGGCUUUGGCUAACCCUAGCAGGAGGGUUUCUUCUCUGCUAGGCCGCUGGUUUGCAGAGGGUCUGAGAGGAGCGGAAUUGCUGAACCCCAAGUGAAUUCAGAGGCUUUUGCUGCUCAGAUCUCUCUCCACUUCAGGAAAAAAAACUUCAUUUUUUCCACUGCCGGCACACACCUUCCUCCUGGGGUGAGAGGAAAUGCUCCUACUCAGCCAUGCUCCAACCUAGCAUUCAGAGAGCUUUAUCUUAGCAAAAGCUGUUUUUUAACUAGGAUGAUUUAUAUGAUUAAUGGAAAACCCAGAUCUAGGGGAGCAACUCACCGCUCCUCCAAUCCCUGCCUCAGCCAGCAGGUAUCACUGGAGGGGAUGGUGUAGGAGCACUGGUGGUGUGAGCAGCUCCCAGCUACUCCGCUCUCAAGCCUGUCCCCACGGAGCGCACGCCAGGGAAUGAGCCCCUAUGGGGGACUGAAAGUGACUCCAUCACAGCCUCUCCCAGCAGCUGGCUUUACGGGAAUGGGAGACGAGCACUGUCCAUAGAGGAUCUUUAGCGUCUGCAUUCACAGUGUGCAAGAUUCCCCCAAGAGGAAUCACUGGAGGUAGGCGCUGAAGGAUUGCAUUUUUAUCGGGAAAGGGCGAUAAUCGUCAGUUUCACCAGGCACACACACACCAACAAACAGUAUGUGCCUUGAUGCUCCUUGAAAUGUGCAGCUCGGCCCCAGAAGAAACCUGCUGUUGAGAAGUUAUCGUAAGCUGAUUUGAGGCUCUCGACUCGGUAUGUUUUGACAUGUGAUGCCGACACUGUGUGUGUUAACGGCUCUGAAGCUUGCACUUUUGGAACCUCAACAUCUGCUGUCGUUAAAUCAUUUCUGUCUGACCCUCCCCCCACCCCACCCUCCAUCAUUUCUCGCAACUGUGAAAAUUUAAAGCAAUCGAAAUAGGGAAAAAACGCUUAAACAUAAACAUGGAUAUUAUCUGUCAGAAUCAUUACAAAAUAGAAAGUGAAUGCCAAGCCCAGCGAUAGGCAGAAAUACAGGGCUGCUGGCCCGGCGGAGGUCAAGGGUAAAGAAGGCCCAGCCCCUCCAGGAGGUGACCCAGGGCAGCGUUUGAAAGCUCAGCUCCUCUUCAGGAAAAUGAAACCAUCCCCACCAUGUGCUACUAAAGCGCCCUGCCCAUCUUAAUGUCUACAUCUUCUGUGCCCUCCACAAGCUAGUCCUUCAACCCUGCAUGCCCCACACUUGGGGAACGUGCAGCAGGGAGCAGUGCAUGGGUGCUGGCUCUGUGGAAGCUCUUCUGGGGGUGCUAGACCGGUGCUGGCUGUGGGGGGCCUUGCAGCCUGCAGAGGGGGCAGGGUGGGCUGUGAAGUCGGCUGGAGCUGCCUGGUCUGUCUGUGUCAGGAGAAGUUAGUACGGAAGCAGCAUUUGCAGCAGCUCCCCAGCGGGCCGCAGAUCUCUGAUGUGCAGUAACACUUCCCAGCACAGCCUGUGCCCAGCUGCAGCCUGUUUAGAUUCAUUGCGGUGUGCCGCCCCCGCAGGGCUCUGUUUGCAAGGUGUCUGCGCACAGUAAAAGGGCCCCCAUCCCGAUCCUUGUAAAGUACAGAAUAGAAGCAGCGUCUGCUGGCUUUAAAUUCUGGGGGCUGGGAGAGCACCACAGUCCUGUUGGCUGGAUGGAAAAGUCCAAGGCAGCCCCAUUGGCUGGCCAGGAAUCUGCUCCUAGUUCCUAGCCCCUCCCAGGACUUAUAUAGAGAGAUUCUUGUGAAUCCCACUAGAGCAAACUGUACCACCCUCUCCGACUCGAAAGGGGAGAAGCUGGAGCAACAGCUGGGAAGACGUCAGGACCUGCAGCGGGGGUGGGGAGGGCUUCCUGCUUGUGUCCGUGCAUUGCGAGCCCUUGAACGCCACCAGGGUGAGCCUCUGGAGUGAGCCCCUGGUGCUCCAGCGAGGAGCCAGGCUGCCUCUCAGAGCCCUUCCAGCCUGGAGCGCAGAGGUGUCUUGCUGCUGAAGGCUCCCAGAGAGCAGAGGGGCCCUGGGUCUGGGGGCAAACCCCACCAUGGCGUUCACCAUGCUGAGACCCGUGGCAGCUCACAUGCUGUACCCAGACCUCAGCAUGCUCUCUGAGGACGAGGAGAACCGGAGCGAGAGCGAUGCCUCGGACCAGUCCUACGGCUGCUAUGAGGACCUGGAGACCAGGAGGAAGGUGGCCAGGAAGCCAGGCCAGGUGGUGAUGGUGAAGCAGAGGCAGGCGGCUAACGCCCGGGAGAGGGACCGGACGCAGAGCGUCAACACGGCCUUCACCGCCCUGCGGACCCUCAUCCCCACCGAGCCCAUGGAUAGGAAGCUGUCCAAGAUUGAGACCCUCCGCCUGGCCUCGAGCUACAUCUCCCACCUGGCCAACGUGCUGCUGCUCGGAGAGGGCUGCGAGGACGGGCAGCCCUGCUUCAGCACCAUCUAUGGCUCCAAGGGGGAGCUGGACAACAAACAGCCCCGCAGCAUCUGCACCUUCUGCCUCAGCAACCAGAGGAAAGGGGGCAGCCGGAGGGAGCUUGCAGGCAACUGCCUGAAGGCGCGAGGGGUGAACCCAAUGCGGGUGCCGCGGAGAUGAGCCUGAGCUGCGGGAGCAUCUGCCUGAGGAGCCAGGCCAGGUGGCCGAACCCCAGAACACAUGAGCUUGAUAUUCAAGACCAGGGUGGGGGAAGGAGCAUGGGACCCCUGGAGCUCAAGGAAAGGAAAGCCUAUGUGAAAUGAGCGCACACUCAAAGGACUACAUGGAGACACAGGGGGCUGGGGCUGCACCGACUUGGACUGAAAGGCAGGACGAUGCUCUAGAUGCAAAUAAGGGAGAGAGAGAGAGUGACCGCUCCUCUGCCAUCCACUGUGCCUUCCCUCACGGCCAGCAGGAGCCCGGGGCAGCAGGGCUCACUGACCCCUGGAAGGGGAUAUUGGCCCAGUGGCUGCAGGACAGAGGAGCGAGCAAGGGCGAGAGUGUAAAAUAUUGUUCAAUGGUUAGUUUCGAUACAGAGCUUUAUGAGAGUUAAGAUUAUUGCAGGUCUCCAUGGUCACUAUUUUUUUUUUUUUUCAUAUUCAGCAGGUUUGAAAAUAAAGUUAUUUUUUUGAUCA